This is a messenger RNA of Drepanopeziza brunnea f. sp. 'multigermtubi' MB_m1, 918 nucleotides long. RefSeq lists its product as uncharacterized. Gene Ontology annotation, biological process: DNA replication, removal of RNA primer. NCBI's taxonomy places the organism in Eukaryota, Fungi, Ascomycota, Leotiomycetes, Helotiales, Drepanopezizaceae. Gene Ontology annotation, molecular function: RNA-DNA hybrid ribonuclease activity; nucleic acid binding. The record is from RefSeq and is a predicted model, not a curated record.
AUGGUUUCAGGGAGACCUGGGACCCCAGUGGAGAGAGCAGACGGAUCUCUUGUUUGCAAGUACCAUGGGCUCGUCUUGUGCGGGCGCUGCAUGGUUGAUUACAGCUUCAUACUAGAUGAAUUGAGGGAAGAGAAGUUUCAAACGCCUCCAAGACAGGAUGAUCAGGACAACAAGAAGCCAUCCACAGCCAGUACCAGCGGUCAAGGAAAUUUUCCCAGCGAUACCUCAUCUGCCACUCAAAGCCUCCCGGUCCGAUUCCAGCCUCCUCUAGCCAGCGAUUGUCCCCUUACCCUCUUCACCUAUGGGGAAAGCUCAUCCUUCCACCGCUUUGUCCGAAAGUCGAACCCCAAGGAAAUCCUCAUCUACACUGAUGGAGCUUGCCUGGACAACAAAAAGACGGGAUCAAUGGCCGGCUGUGCGUUUGUCAUCCGUCCAGGCGAGCCUCUCAGUUACGGACGAGUGGCCUUCCGUCUUGAGAAUAUGGGUCCACAUGGAACUGUAGAAGCGCAAACCCGUAAGCGUGCGGAGCUUCGCGCAGUCAUCGGUGCUCUACAGUUCCAUCCCUGGCAUGGAGAGGAAUGGAGCCAGAUAGUAAUUGCGACGGACUCGCAUUACGCGGUGAAUGCCGCAACACAAUGGGUGAGUUCAUGGGAGCGAAAUGGUUGGAAAACGUCGAAGAAGCAGCCGGUACAGAAUCGCGACCUAUGGGAGUUGUUCCUUCGGGAGAUUAAAGGGCUUGCGGAGAAGGGCGUGAAGGUCCUGUUCUGGCACAUACCCAAAGAUUCUAACGAUGAGGCACAUGCUGGGGCAGUACAGGGGGCAAAACUCAGGGAGGUUCCAAGGUUUCUUAAGCUCUCGGGGCUCACCACUGGCCGGCCUGAACUGGAUUGGACCUAUACUCUGUAUGCCCUGGAUUGA